This is a messenger RNA of Xenia sp. Carnegie-2017, 1715 nucleotides long. RefSeq names its product protein disulfide-isomerase A3-like. The record is from RefSeq and is a predicted model, not a curated record. Gene Ontology annotation, molecular function: protein disulfide isomerase activity. The coding region runs from base 49 to 1503 and encodes 484 amino acids. The transcript is spliced from 11 exons. Gene Ontology annotation, biological process: response to endoplasmic reticulum stress; protein folding. Gene Ontology annotation, cellular component: endoplasmic reticulum. NCBI's taxonomy places the organism in Eukaryota, Metazoa, Cnidaria, Anthozoa, Malacalcyonacea, Xeniidae.
CACAUGUACGCUUGUAGGUAAUUACGAAGAGUGAGGGAAAGGAAGACAAUGGCGUCCACCAAACUUAUAUUUCUUGCGUUUUUAAGCGCUGUUUAUGGAUCAGAUGUUAUUGAAUUGACAGACAGUAAUUUUGGCAGUCGUAUCAAGUCCAUGGAUAUCGCUUUGGUAGAAUUUUUCGCUCCUUGGUGUGGACAUUGUAAACGUCUUGCUCCUGAGUACGAACAAGCUGCCACGUCGUUGAAGAAGAACGAUCCCCCCGUACCACUUGUAAAGGUUGACUGUGUUGGUGAGGGAAAAGAAACUUGCUCAAAACAUGGUGUCAGUGGUUACCCAACUCUUAAAGUUUUUCGAAAUGGCGUUGUGAACAAGGAUUACGAUGGUCCUAGAGAAGCAAAAGGCAUUGUUUCGACAAUGAAAAAGCAAGCUGGACCAAGCUCUAAAGAAGUGAAAGAUGCUGAGACAAUGGAAAAAGUUAUUGGUGGUUUUGAUGCAGUACUUGUUGGCUACUUCACCACUGAUAGUGAUCUGAAAAGUGAAUUUCUUAAAUCUGCUGAUGCACUAAGAGAUAAAUAUCGUUUUGCUCAUACUACUGAUGAGAGCAUAAUGGAUACACAAGGACACAAGGAUGCUAUUGUCUUGUAUCGACCCAACCGUUUGAAGAGCAAGUUUGAGGAUUCAAAAUUUGUUUACUCUGGCUCUGCAAGUCGCAGCAGUAUUGAGAAGUUUAUCGAGGAAAAUGUCCAUGGUCUUGUUGGUCACAUGACUCCAGAUAAUGCAGAUGCAUUUAAAAAGCCUUUGGUCAUAGCCUACUUUAAGGUUGAUUACACUUUAAAUCCAAAAGGAACCAAUUAUUGGCGAAACAGAGUUUUGAAAGUGGCCAAGGACUUUAAAGAGAAGCUCCAUUUUGCAAUAGCUGCCAAGUCUGAUUUUGGAAGUGAUAUGGAAAGUUUUAGUGAUCGUAGCGAUGAGGAGGUCUUAGUGGCAGCAAAGAACUACGCUGGAUCGAAAUUUGUCAUGAAGGAGAAAUUUAGUGUUGAUAACCUGAGACAGUUUGUCACGGAUUAUCUUGAUGGCAAAAUAGAGGCGUACGUCAAAUCUGAGGAAAUACCAUCUGAUAAUGAUGGUCCAGUGAAAGUUGUUGUUGGAAAAAAUUUUGAGGAAAUCGUCAACGAUCCAGAGAAGGAUGUUCUCAUUGAGUUCUAUGCGCCUUGGUGUGGACAUUGCAAGAAUCUUGAACCAAAAUACAAAGAACUAGGUGAAAAGUUUAAAGGUGUUGAUAAUGUGGUGAUUGCCAAGAUGGAUGCUACAGCAAACGACACUCCACCACCAUACGAAGUUUCAGGUUUUCCAACAAUAUACUGGGCGCCAAAAAAUAGUAAAGAUAAGCCUGAAAAAUAUGAAGGUGGUCGAGAAGUUUCGGAUUUCGUCGACUUCAUCAAGCGUAAAGCAAGCGAUCCAAUUAAGUUCCCGAAAGAAGCUAGCAAAGAUGAAGAAGCUUUGUAACAUGCAGACAUACAAUUUUUGGAAAUUCUGAAUUGCAUUUCUAUGAUAACUAGCACAUUGCUUUUAGCGGAGAGUGUUUAAAGACAAAUUUGUGGAGUUGAUUCAUUAAUAUAUCUUGUUAUGUAUGUCACAGAAAUUUUUUGUAUGCAAAUUUGUCUGUAUGUGUUUCAAAUUUGAAUGUCUUGCUCAAUAAAAGUGUUACUUUUUGGAAA